Messenger RNA from Solanum lycopersicum (tomato), 780 nucleotides. RefSeq names its product protein FAM32A (gene cgi1). Gene Ontology annotation, cellular component: nucleolus. The record is from RefSeq and is marked validated. Lineage: Eukaryota; Viridiplantae; Streptophyta; Magnoliopsida; Solanales; Solanaceae.
AAACUAAAUGUAGAAAAUACUAACAAUAAAUACAUAAUUUUUUUAUAUUCUAUGGUAUUUUGUUUCAUCAGAUCUGAUUGUCUCUUUAGAAAAUGUCUGCAUAUGAUAAUGUGGUUGGCGGGAAGUUGAAACUAAAGGGGAAGGCAUUGGAUGUAAAAGCCGCUGGAAUAAAGAAAAAGAAAAAGAAGGAAAAGAAGGAUUAUGAUCAAAUCUCCCAGGUUACAGAAAACGAGCUUUCGAUUGAUGGGGGUAGUGGAUCCAUAGAUAAUUCCACCAAGGAAGAGACCACAGAUGCAACUAAAUCUGUUGGUGAAGAAAAUGCCGGUCGCUGGGAUGAUAAUCUAACCCCUGCAGAGAGGCGCUACAUAGAACAGAGAGAGAGGAUCGACAUGCAUAAGAUGGCCAAGACUGCUAAUAAAUCACAUCGUGACCGAAUUGAAGAUUUCAAUCAGUACUUGGCAAACAUGAGUGAGCACUAUGACAUUCCCAAAGUUGGCCCUGGCUAAUUAAGAACAAAUCAGAAAUUUGCUGCUGGAUCUCCAUGUCUCCUUUACAGUUGUUUCGCGUUAGCAUCUGUACUAGCUACUAUUUUGCAUGUACUCUGUAAUUUAGAUGUUCCCUUGGUUCGAUGGUCUUUGCAUGAUCAUCUUCCUUCUGAGGCUGAACCUCGCAAUGAUGUUCUAAUGGAUGUAAAUUUUCAGAUUGUAUGUGCUUAAAUUGAAAGGUUUAUACCAAUUUCGAUCAAGUGAGACAUUUCAAAAGGUGGAGAUUUUCCUCAAA